UUGACUUAUUCAUAAUAUAUAUCUGGAAAGUGAAGGCACCCACCGUGAAUGCACAAACAAAGGCCAUCCAACCGCUCAUUGUCCACGGGCAACAGUAGCUCUUACUUACGGCCUAGAAUUGCCCAAAAGCGGCCACGGCAACAAGGGGCAGUGCGCAUGCUAGCGCCGGUGGGGCAGAAUACCUGAUGCCCCAGUUGGUAUCAUUCAAAUCCCCCUCCGGCCCAGCAGCCGCAGCAGGAUCACGCGGCGGCUCGUCAGGCGCACCGGGCCCACCCUGCCCACAACCAAAAGUAUACACAUACAGAAAGACAGAGUGGCGGCCUGAAUGCACACCUACCGUCGGUGGCGCUUCAGGAGGAUCAAUGUGACCCUGUGAGUGGCCCUCGCUCUUGACCAGCCGGCCGGUUGAAGAAGCUGCGGAAGGCUGUGCUGUUUGUUGCGUCUUUGGGGCCCUCAGGAAAGACGUCUGCAGACAGGUUGGAAGAGAGCAGAGUAGUCAGCAGGGGGAAUGCAUAUAUAGACCGCUUCGUACUUUAGCCGUCUGGUUGGUCUUCUGUUGCGCCUUCUCAGCAUGGAUUCCUGCGUGAGCUGUAGCGUUCAGCGCCAGGCCCUCCGCCUGGGGAUGUUUCGCCUCCGUUUUCACUUCGGCGUGUGGACCCUUGUCGGCGUGGUGAGCUGCAGUGGCGUGCCCUGCCGGUGUGAUGGACAGAUUUGCCGCCUUUGCCAGCCGUGUGAUGGUGAGGGCCAGGAUCACGAUGAGGGGACGAAGCUGCAUUGCAAAGGGCAGCGAAAGCAGCUCAGACAACGAUAUCGGUAGCGCUCGGUGCGUGAACUUGAGGAGGGCAAGAAAGGGGAGGGGAGGGAAGGGAGGCGGCCCCCACUAAGCUCGCACAGGCGAUCCUUGGCGGAUUUCGGGAAUGGCGUGCGUUCAG
Molecule: messenger RNA, 932 nt
Organism: Vitrella brassicaformis
Lineage: Eukaryota; Vitrellaceae
Source: the annotation of a GenBank genome assembly